Dermochelys coriacea (leatherback sea turtle) is the source of this 2231-nucleotide messenger RNA. Its product is annotated as RING finger protein 11-like. Bases 75 to 536 code for a protein of 153 amino acids. The record is from RefSeq and is a predicted model, not a curated record. NCBI's taxonomy places the organism in Eukaryota, Metazoa, Chordata, Testudines, Dermochelyidae. The transcript is spliced from 3 exons.
GAGCGCGCGGCGUCGCUCUCUGCCCCUCCCCCUCCCCCCAGCGGAGGGCCGGGGGUGGCAGAGUCCGGCCGGGGAUGGGGAGCUGCCUCUCCUCGCAGGCGGCCGAUGACCUCUCGCUGCUCAACGACUCGGGGGACGGGGCCAGCCUGGGCCCCGGGGACCCGCCGCCCCCCCCGGCUCCGCCCCCCUACCAGGAACAUGAGCCAAUCCCAGUUUAUCACCCCACGCCGAGCCAGACCCGACUUGCCACGCAGCUAACGGAAGAGGAACAGAUCCGAAUCGCCCAGCGGAUCGGACUGAUACAGCACCUGCCCAAAGGGAUCUUCGAUCCAGGCACGGAACCAUCGGAAAAAAAAGUGAAAGAGUGUGUGAUCUGCAUGCUGGAUUUUGUGUACGGAGACCCCAUCCGGUUCCUGCCCUGUCUGCAUAUCUACCACAUGGAUUGCAUCGACGACUGGCUGAUGCGCUCCUUCACCUGUCCCUCCUGCAUGGAACCGGUCGACGCUGCUCUGCUGGCCUCCUAUGAGACUAAUUGAGGCCAAGUGUUGUCAUCGUGGCCCACGCUAAUGCUUCAAGGCUGGUGGUGCCUGGGGAGGUCGGACAAGUGUGGAGGGCUGGGGGCUUCUUGUUUUGCACACUCACGGCAUGCACCAAAGACUCCAACGGCAAGGAACUCCAACCCUGCUGCCUUGCAGAUCAUCCAGAGCCGUUAGAACAUGGCUCUGACUGAAUGUCAGUUAAAAGCUCCCUCUUACAAGCUCUGUAUUAGUGUGUCAGGCUGAGGUAUUGAAAGUUCCCUUCCUGGGCCCUCCCAGAAAGCAGCACCUGCUCAUGCCAUGCAGCCUUUCCAAGUAGCUCCUUAGCGAGCAUGGCCCGGCUCGGAUGGGGAUGGGGAGAGGUGCUGUUCAGCUGCAGCCCCUGUGUGAGUGUGACGAUAUUAGCAUAACGCAGAAGUGAAAGAGCAAGAGAGAAAUGGAUGAGGUUAAAUAAAAACAAGUGCUGAUCCCCUCGGUAACAAAUAGAAUGUGCAAGAGGGUAGAGGUGCUGGCUGCUCAAGAUUGAGCUUGGUUAGGGAUUUUUUUCUGUUCCUCUCUGCUUUAAAUAGUCACAACUCAGCUCCUUUAGCACCUGUCUUUCCCUUCCCCUGGGUGGGGGCAGCUGUGCUUAACCCCUUGACUGCCUGAAACCAAACUGCCCACCCCCCAAUGGGCUGGAAUGAUGAAAAUAAGCCCCGGAGUGGCUCCCCACCCCCCAUUACUCAAACAGGAGUGCCAGAGAAGCAACCUUCUCCCUUUAGUGGGUGACUUUAAGUAGCAACAUGACAGCAGGACUCUGUGAUUCUAGCAUGCCGAAGGGCACCUGUGAAGGCGCUGACCUCCUUAGUGUAAAUCUUGGGUUUGAGGAAGGGAAACCAAACCCUGCUCAUUUUCUCUCUCCUGCUUUAGAGAUUAUUCUCACCAAUCAGAUUAUGUUCUAAUAUUCCACCUGGCACAUCUGCCUGAACAAAGCUAUUUCCUGGAGGAAUCUCUCUCACCCCCAAAAGGUUUUAUAGUCCCCAAAAUAAAUUAUUUCCAUUAAGCCAAAUCUGCUUGGCACAAUGUGAUUUUUAUCGGGUCACAACUGAAUGGCUUUAAAUAACCAAAUGCAGAUUUCUUCCCUAAUGUUAUUUUAAGUGCUUGUCAGGUGAAGGGCAGUUGCUUUUGAUGAACUUUCUCCUUUUUUGAAGGCAGGGCAGCAAUUAAUUUGUUCCCUUUGAGAUUGCAACUUUAAUACCAGUCAUUAAACUCUACAAUAUGCAGAUCUGCUGCCUUAGCUGGCUCACAAGGUAACAAAGACUAAUCAAAACUACAAGAGUAGAAAAUUGAAAACAGAGGCCAUGUUUGCUCCAUGAAAUAGGAAGUUUUCUUUCGCAUGAUGGGAGCACCAGGAGCUUCCCUUGUUGCCUUGAGACUUAAACCCAUCCUAGCAAAGCCAGCUUGUUUGCCUUCCACGCACUCGGCCAGCAGAUGCCACUCAUCGUGCAGGAAUUGACCCGGCCCACUGAGCUUAGCACAAUUUUUUAGUGAGCUGCCAGUUGGACAGGCUGGCCUGUGCUCUGUUAGCAGUUCCCAGGUCAGAGGCAUGAAAGGGCUUUUCCAGUUAUGUAUUGUCCUUAACAAGGAUUUAGCACUUGAAUGUUAAGACUGAUGUACAUUGCCUGGGAAGUGAACAAUAAAAUAGAUUGCCCAUGA